AUUUUGUUGGAAAUAUUUAUAUAGUGCGUGGAUCAUGCAUGGUUUUUAAAAAUUUUUUGUAUAGUUUCCAGAAAUUAAAAUAAAAGUGAUAAAUAUAUACACAUAAUUUUAUAUAGAGGAAAUGAGAGUUUUGUUUUUGUAUAGAAAUGAUAUUUUACGUUCUAUUUCGUUUCAAGGAAGUUUUUGGUUUUGGGUUUUGCAUUAUUUGAGCUGAAUUAGCGUAAAUUUGUAAAAAUGGAUUUUGAUUUUUGUUAGUUCAAUGCAGUACUAUUUUCUUUUUAUAAGUAUAUUUUUGAGGAGGAUUAAUAGUGUUUCCACUUAUUCUCUAACGUGAUUCGAAUCUUCAAUCAACUAGUUGAGCAAGCUUCAUUUUUCAAUGAAAGACUAUUUAGUUAUUUGCUUAAUGAUGUUUUUACGUACUAAUUGCUACUAUAAGCUUGAUUAUUGAAUUUUGAUAACUUGGGUCUUUUUCAUGUUAUUGGGUUUUCUGUUCUAUUUGUUUGAGCAAUUCUCCCUGCAAGAGCUAGCUUAUGGAUUUGAGUUAGGUUCAAGUGUCAUAUUUGGGCUCUCGGUCCAUGCUUUCCAGUUGGAUCUGGGCAUGAAGAGUGUGGUUUGUUUAUAUGGACUUGGACAAUCCUCCAUAUUCUUACACGACUAGGGGGAAUUAAGGUCUACGUGUAAUGAUAUUUAUAUUUUGUUUUUAGGAAGUUUUUGGUUUUGAGUUUUACAGUUGAGUCGAAUUAGCGUAAUUUGGUAAAGUGAAAAUGUUUGAAUUUUGAUGACUUGGGUCUUUCAUGUUAUUGGAUAAUUUUGAGAUCCUUUGUUUAGCUAAAUUGGUUUCUGUUUGAAAGUUACUUGUGCCACCAGGGCACUAGGCCCAAUGUGAGUUGUAUGUACAUCUGGUCGCACAAAUUGCAUAGUAUCAUAAAUGGCGAUCCCAGGUGUUUUGUUUGUCUGGAUAUCAGCAAUUCAAGUGAUGUAAUAUGUUUCAAUGGAUAGUUGAUGUAGAAGCGUCUUAACGGACAAACAUACGAUUUAUGUGAAUUGCUGAUUAGCUUUCUCCACUUCUCUGGUUCAGUUAUACCCAUAUUGGUCUGAGAGAUUGCUUCUUACCAGUAAGUGGAAAGUUGAUAAUAUUGUUGAUUUCUGAGAGAAUAAGUAUGAGUUGCAGAUAGCAUUACUUGAUAUAGUGGGUCAAUUGAAGGGUAUAGCUUCCUGUACAGUAGUGAUAAAUAGAUAUGAUUGUGGAUUCAUCAAAAUGAGAAGUCCCCGUAGUUGUUGCUUUGCCUGAUUAUUUAAAAAUGGAUUACAAACUCCACAUUUUAGCCCGUCCCUAAGAUUUUGAUGUAUAGACUAGUGUUUAAAUGCUUAGCUGGCUUACUGAGAUCUCAGAUAGCACUAUUUCAGUGACACUUCAACCAUAGCAAAGUAUCAUUCUUUAGUUUUCAAUAACUCAUCGCAUUCUUCUUCUCUUUGUUAAAUUUGUUAUUUGUGGAAGGGAGGGCAGUUUGUUUGUUAAAUCUCCUCAUUUCAUCUGAUUUUAUAUCUUUGCUUGGCUUUUCACAUUUUCUUCCGAAUCCCUGGUCUAGGAUAAUAUGAGUAAAUUGAAGGUGGAAUAUAUAAAGUAAUCUUUGUGGUUCUAAAUUUUUCUGUAAUUGGAUGCGCAAUUCUCAUUUUCUCUAUCAGUUGUUGAUGGCACACAUUCUGUUUAUUAUUUGGUAUCUUAUAUCAUGAAAACUCGCUAAAUUGAAUGUGAAGUUGCAGAAAUAUCCCCCAACAGUCAGGCGGUUUGCUUUCAAUAAAGAGUAUAAAUUUUGAGUUUCAAGGGGUCGUAAACAGAUAUAACAUUGAAGUUUGGUGAAUCACAAGAAUGAAGUUUGGUAAGGAAUUCAAAAGGGAAAUGGUUCCAGAGUGGAUUGAAGCUUAUGUGGACUACACUGGACUCAAACAUAUAUUACAGGAGAUCCGCCAUUUCAAGGAAAGCAAGCAGCCUCCAACGCCUGCAAGAACUUUAGAUCAGAGGUUGGCAUUAUAUCGGAACUUUAGUGGUCUAAAUCUACAAGGCAGUGUUCAGAAUACUGGUGAUAUUGAGAACCAGGUGAUAGCAGUGAACACGGUGCAACAUGAAAACUACAGAAAGUUUUACAAAACCAAGUUCCUGGCAUCUCCUGAAGGAGCAGAAAAUGAAAUUAUGUUCUUUGACAAACUAGACCAUGAAUUCAACAAGGUUAAUACUUUUUACAAGGACAAGGUUGAUGAAGUCAUGAGGGAAGUAACAUUGCUGAAUAAACAGAUGGAUGCUUUGAUUGCAUUACGUAUCAAGGUAAUGGAUCCGGGUUUCAAUGCAUUUCCUUCCCUUCAAAGUCUUUCCUUGGACAUUAACAAUUCGACACCUUCGAGGAUCACAUCUCCUCUCAGAAUGAUGACUGUAGAUACGGAUGAUAUGCCUGUCAGUCCAAUUUUUGACCCCACUUAUGGAAGACAGGCUUCUACGACUAAUGCUUCAUAUCCCAAGCUUCCCAUCAACCGCAAUAUUUUAAGAGCUGAUUCACAAAAAACAGAUCCUCUUGAAAUCCUAGAUCAUGUUAAGCUUGUUAAUACAUUUGAAAGUCCCAUAUCAACUAUAAGAGGUGUCUUGAGCGAAUCCAAGGAGAAUGACUUGAGUUAUAAGAAAGAGGAACUAAAGAAGGUUGAACAUAGGCUAAAGCUUAUUUUCAUAGAGUUCUAUCAAAAACUUCGCCAUCUAAAACACUUCAGCUAUAUGAACCUGUCUGCAUUCUCCAAGAUCCUCAAAAAAUAUGAAAAGAUUACGUCUAGAAAAGCAGCAAGAUCAUACUUGAAAAUGGUGGAUAACUCUUACCUUGGGAGCUCUGAGGAGGCUACCAGUCUUCUGGACAGGGUGGAGACUACCUUCAUCAAGCAUUUCUCACAGUCGAACCGAAGAGAAGGCAUGAAGAUAUUGCGUCCAAAGCAUAAAAGAGAAAAACAUCGUAUAACAUUCACGUCAGGUUUCUUUUCUGGUUGCUCAAUUGCUCUACUAGUUGCUGUUAUUCUAUUAAGAGAUGACAGAAAGUUGAUAGAUAAAGAUGAAGGCACCUCUUAUUUAGACAAGAUAGUCCCACUUUACAGUUUUUAUGCAUACAUUGUGUUGCAUAUGCUUUUAUAUGCUGCAAACAUAUAUUUCUGGAGGCACUACAAAAUCAACUAUGCAUUUAUCUUUGGUUUCAAUCAAGGGACCGAGUUAAGCUAUAGGGAAGUCUUCCUUCUUAGCAAUGGUCUAGCAAUGCUCGUCCUUGCCGCUCUCCUGAUGCAUCUGCACAUGAAUUCAAGAGCUGAAAUAUAUGGAACCCGUAUUGAAUAUGUUCCUCUUGGAUUGAUAAUGGUUCUUCUUUUCAUUACUUUGUGCCCGUUUAACAUCAUUUAUCGCUCAAGUCGUUUGUUCCUUAUAAGAUGCGUCUUCCGCUGUAUCUGUGCUCCUCUUUACAAGGUUACUCUUCCAGAUUUUUUUCUAGCAGACCAGCUGACUAGCCAGGUUGAAGCAAUAAGGAGUUUGGAGUACUAUAUUUGCUACUACACUUGGAUUAAAUCUUCGCAUGGACAUAAUACAUGCCAAAGUCACAAUGUCUAUAACAUAUUUUACUUCAUUCUAGCGAUCAUACCAUAUUGGUUUCGGUUUUUCCAGUGUGUCCGUCGACUGUUUGAAGAAAAGGAUCAAGCACAGGCAUACAAUGGCUUGAGAUACUUUUUGACAAUUCUGGCAGUCGUUAUUAAAACAGCUUAUGUACUGAGAAAGAGUUUGACUUGGGAAGUGUUGGUUAUACUUAGCUCACUUAUCACAACUUGUUUCAACACAUACUGGGAUAUAGUUGUCGAUUGGGGGCUGUUGAGAAGGAAGUCCAAGAACAAGUUCUUGCGGGAUAAGCUCAUACUGCACCAUAAAAGUGUAUACUUCACUGCCAUGGUCUUGGAUGUUUUGCUCAGAUUUGCUUGGCUACAACUGGUAUUAAGAUUCAACGUGCCUUCUUUACAAGGAAGUACUGUCUCAAGCAUAUUUGCUUGCUUAGAAGUAAUUCGACGUGGCAUGUGGAAUUUUUUCAGGUUGGAAAAUGAGCACCUGAACAAUGUGGGGAAAUAUCGAGCAUUCAAGUCAGUACCACUUCCUUUCGCGUACCAUGAAGAGGACGAGCACAAAGAAGAAUAAAGAUGAACAUUUGUCUAUCCCCAUUACCUUAUCAGAGUGCUAGCAACUGCCAAACUUUAGCAAACAGCAAAUGUCAAUUCAACAUGAAGAGUUCACAUGUCAAAUGUCGUCUGAUCUACAACAUUUGACAUCUAAGCUCAACAAGUUCUUACAUUUUCUGGCUUAAAGGUAGACGCGAAGAGUAGAACGCGUGUGAAAGAGGUUAACAUUAAUUCACACACACAAAAAAAACAGGCAGAUUACAGAAGAUGCAGAUUUCAGAACAAGGCAAGAUGUGCAGUGACAAGGAGGAAAAGGAAGAAUACAAAAGGGACAUUCUUGAAAAUUGAUUAAUUGUAUACCAGAAAAAUUAUGCAAAUAUAAUUGUAUAUUGUUCAAGUCGAA
Molecule: messenger RNA, 4585 nt
Organism: Solanum dulcamara
Lineage: Eukaryota; Viridiplantae; Streptophyta; Magnoliopsida; Solanales; Solanaceae
Product: phosphate transporter PHO1 homolog 10-like
Exons: 13
Coding region: 1871-4201 (776 amino acids)
Biological process (GO): phosphate ion transport; cellular response to phosphate starvation
Cellular component (GO): cytoplasm; trans-Golgi network; plasma membrane
Molecular function (GO): inositol hexakisphosphate binding
Source: RefSeq, a predicted model, not a curated record